AUGCCACCAAAAACUCAUCGUAAAAAGCCCUUUAGUGGGAAACAAAAGAAGCUCCAGUUACAAAACAGAAAUGCCAGAAAACAAGCAAAAGAAAGUCUUCGAGACGAAAGUUCUUUUGACUAUCUUUGCAAACAGGUGGAUAAACAAACGGCUUCUUUAUCUGAUAGCUUUGUCCCUUCUUCUAAUGGUUCGGACCUGAAGCCUGUCGACUUUUCGCAUAAACAGAUACAGGAUAAUAGUAGAAAGCUUGUGUCUGUAUUUGAACGAUUGAGUCCACAAGAAAUUGAAGCAGAAAAGUUAAAGAGUAUGCAACCUCUUGAACGUCUUCCCAAGGAAUGUUUGGAAAUCAAACCCAAUGAAUUCAAUGUAUUCAUUGAAUUUCCAAAGCGACCUACAUGGAAUUAUGACAUGACCAAGGAACAAGUGGAGGAACAAGAAACAAACAGCUUUAAUGAAUGGAUCGAAUCAAUUGAGGAAACCUAUGGUCAAAAUCAACAAUUAAGUUGGUUUGAACGCAACCUUGAGGUGUGGCGACAACUGUGGCGAGUCCUUGAAAUCAGUGAUAUUGUGAUCAUUGUGAUGGACAUUCGAAAUCCUAUGUUGCAUUUCCCUCGCUCAUUGUAUCGUUAUGUAACUCACACACUCAAGAGAAAAAUCAUUGGUGUCUUUAACAAAGUAGACUUAGUCUCUGAAUUUACUGUGUUUGCUUGGCGCAAGUAUUUUGAAGAAGAAUUCCCAGAGCUGCGUAUCUCUAAAUUCAGCUGUUAUCCUCGAGAUACCAGCCUCAUUGAUGAUACAGCUACUUAUGCCCUCAAGAAACAAGCAAAAAGACCUAAAAAGCGUUAUUUUCAUGCACAAGGUGUGAAAGAUAUACUGUCUUUAUGUCGAGACAUUGUAGAUAAGCCAGGUGUCGAGGUAGAUUGGAAAUCAAUUAUAGCCCAGUAUGAUCAAGAUCAUUCUGAUCAAGAGAGCGAUUUAGAUGAUGAUAACGGCAGUGAUACAGGCAGCAUGGAUGGAUUAGAUGAUGAAUUCAGCCGUAUUUUAGAUAUUACUGGCCAAGAAAUCAAACCACACCAAGACUAUAUUACUCUUGGAUUAGUAGGUCAUCCUAAUGUAGGCAAAAGUAGUUUGAUCAACAGCAUCAUGAAAAGAGCGGUUGUUAGUGCAAGUCGUACGCCAGGCCAUACAAAGCAUUUUCAAACGAUCCAUAUUUCGCAUAAUGUUCGUCUUUGUGAUUCACCAGGUCUUGUGUUUCCUGCUUUGAUUCCAAAAGCAUUACAGAUCCUUUCUGGCAUGUAUCCAAUCGCACAAGUUCAAGAGCCUUAUAGCUCUAUUCGAUACCUUGCAGAGCAUAUUCUAUUAGAAAAAGUAUUAUCACUUACUCCACCAGAAGGAUUUGAAAGAAUGAAAGAUUACCAAUGGACAGCAUGGUCUAUUUGUGAGCAAUUUGCUGAACAAAGGGGAUUUCAUACGGCCAAGGCUGCAAGACCUGAUGUUUAUAGAGCUGCUAAUACAAUCCUUCGUUUGGCAGCAGAGGGUCGGAUUCUGCUCUCUUUUAAACCUCCUGGAUUCUUCACCUCAACAAAAUAUGAAAAAUUGCGUGUCAUAGAAGCGGAUCAGAGUGCACAAGAAGAAGAGGAAGACGAUAAUUCUCAAGAUGAAUUUGAUCCAUGCAAUGGAAGAAAGAAUUUACUGAUCUUAAAAGGCGGUAGAUUUAGUGUUUUUAACGAAUAAAUACUCAUUGAUUCUUUGUACCAAAAAUAAACCUGUCAAGUUUUAAAUGAGAAUUAACAUAUUGUUUAAUUUCUCUUUAUUUCAU
Gilbertella persicaria is the source of this 1819-nucleotide messenger RNA. RefSeq lists its product as uncharacterized. Bases 1 to 1734 code for a protein of 577 amino acids. The transcript has 11 exons. The record is from RefSeq and is a predicted model, not a curated record. Gene Ontology annotation, molecular function: GTP binding; GTPase activity. NCBI's taxonomy places the organism in Eukaryota, Fungi, Mucoromycota, Mucoromycetes, Mucorales, Choanephoraceae.